Molecule: messenger RNA, 837 nt
Organism: Lepisosteus oculatus (spotted gar)
Lineage: Eukaryota; Metazoa; Chordata; Actinopteri; Semionotiformes; Lepisosteidae
Source: RefSeq, a predicted model, not a curated record
CGUCUCAUCCGCAGGACGGUACCUGUUUACAGCCCAGUGUCCCCAUCACUAUACUGGGGCAUCAGGACCCACACAGACCGCAGGGUGUGUCCAGGGCCAGCUGGGAGUUUCGGGGUGACAUUGUCGAUCUCGUCCCCGACAGAGCGCGGCUUCAUUCGGAUGGACAGCGCCAACUACGGCCGCGCCGAUCACGCCACCUGCAGCGAAGGCCGCCCCCCCCAGCAGCUGGCCAACGCCCAGUGCUUCCUGCCCAGCACGCUGGCCGUCAUGUCCCAGCGACUCUCAUUCUGCUCGUUCUGUGCUUUCCCAGAGAGAAGCGUCACUUGCGAAGGAGGGACUGCCGAGCUCGACUGUGGGGACAAGGCCAUCCGGAUCGAAAACGCCAACUACGGACGCCGGGACCGCUACCUCUGCAGCAGUGGCCGGCCCGCAGACCAACUGACCAACGUCCAGUGUGUCCUGUCCGGGACGCUCGGCCUCCUGAGGAAGAGGUGCGAUGGGAACACACAGUGCACGGUCCCGGCUACUAACGACGUGUUCUCGGACCCCUGCGUCGGCACCUAUAAGUACCUGGACGUCACGUACACCUGCAGCCCGUGGUGAGUACGGCUUCCAGCUUCCUGACCCCGAGGCAGACCUCCGUAUACCACCCACAGCACACAGGUCGCAAGGCACCUGUCACAUGACCUGGGACACAGGGGUCGCAUUAGAACCCGUCACAUGACACGGGACACAGGGGUCGCAUUAGAACCCGUCACAUGACCUGGGACACAGGGGUCGCAUUGGAACCCGUCACAUGACCUGGGACACAGGGGUCGCAUUAGAACCCGUCACAUG